Pelecanus crispus (Dalmatian pelican) is the source of this 367-nucleotide messenger RNA. NCBI's taxonomy places the organism in Eukaryota, Metazoa, Chordata, Aves, Pelecaniformes, Pelecanidae. The record is from RefSeq and is a predicted model, not a curated record.
GACCACAUAUCACUGCACCAGAAGAUCCAGCAUGCCACAGUACAAGCUGACAUACUUCAAUCUGCGAGGACGAGCAGAAAUCAGCCGCUACCUGUUUGCCUAUUCGGGCAAGAAGUAUGAAGACCACAGGAUAGAAGCAGCAGACUGGCCUAAAAUCAAACCAACUAUCCCGUUUGGCAAAAUCCCCAUUCUGGAAGUAGACGGAGUUAUCAUUCACCAGAGCCUGGCAAUAGCAAGAUACCUUGCCAGAGAAUCAGGUCUGGCAGGUCAGACGCCUGUGGAACAGGCGCUAGCUGAUGCCAUUGUGGACACCAUAGAUGAUUUCAUGACGCUGUUCCCUUGGGCAGAGAAAAACCAGGAUGUGAGA